GUAUAUUUGAUAUUCGAUAUUCUUGAGAAAAAAAAUGAUAUAAUAGAAUAAUUACUAUUCUAGUCUACAACCUUAAUAAAAGUUCUUAAUCUCUUCACAUUAAUCUCAUUAAGUUCUCCGUAUUAAUCUUUUAGAGAAAAUAAAUUCAAAUUAAGAUUUGUCAGAAUUAAAUUCAGCAUUGGCAAAGUGCUCUAAUCUCUCAAAUUUGACACUUGAUCUUGGUGAAAAUAGUAUUGAUGACGAAGAAGCAUCAGGAUUAGGUUUUAAUUUAGCAAAUUGUGCUAAUCUCUCAAAUUUAACACUUAAUCUUGGCAUUAAUAAUAUUGGUGCAAUCGGUGCAACAAAAUUAGUUUCUGGUUUGGCAAAAUGCACUAAACUCUCAAGCUUGACACUUAAUCUUCGUAACAAUUAAGUCGGCGCAUGUUUAGAUUCAGCUUUAGCAGGCUGCAUGAAUCUCUCACAAUUGACAUUUAAUAUUAAUUGGAAUCGUAUUGAUGCAAAGAGUGCAGCAGAUUUUGCUUUUGGUUUAGCAAAGUGUACAAAUCUUAAAAUUUUGGAACUUUAUUUCGAACAUAAUUAUAUUGGAGAUACAGGUACAUUGGCAUUAGCUUCUGCUUUAAAGAAUUGCACUAACCUCACAAAUUUGACACUUAACCUUAAGGAUAAUUAAAUUAAUGAAAAGGGUGCAUCAGAGAUAGCCUAAGCUUUAGUAAAAUGCACUAAUCUCUAAAAUUUGAAUCUUAAUUUCAAUAAUAAUCUAAUUAGUGGAAAAUAAGCAUUAGAUGCUAUUUGUGCUUUAGUAAAUUGCACAAAUCUCUCCAAUUUGACACUUUAUCUUAUAGGAAAUUAAAUUAGUGAUGAGAUUGCUUUUCCAAAUUUAUUUUCUGCUUUUGGAAAAUUCUUUACUCUCCUUGGAUUUAAAAGUAAUUAAAUUAGUGACUAAGAUGCAUCAGACUUAGGUUCUACUUAGACGACAAAUUGCACUAAUCUCUUAUAUUUAAAACUUGAUCUUAGUUACAAUAGAAUUGGUGCAAAGUUUAUAAAAGGAAUAAGUGAAGCUUUAUAAAAGUUCGUUAAUCUCUCAAAUUUGACACUUUAUCUCAAUAAUAAUUAAAUUGAUGCAAAUGGAGCAACAGACUUAGGUUCUGUUUUAGCAAAAUAUACUAAUCUCUCAGAAUUGGUACUUGAUCUUAACAGUAAUAAAAUUGGUGAUAAAGGAGCAUUAUGCUUAAGUUAGGCUCUAUUAAGCUGUACUAAUCUCUCAAGUUUAAAGCUUAAACUUUAAAGUAAUAAAAUUAGUGCAAAGUUUGUAUCAGGAUUAGGUCAUGUUUAAGCAAAUUGUACUAAUCUCUCAUUUUUUGAACUUGAUGUUAGCUAUAAUAUAAUUGAUUAAAUUAAUUUAUCUGGCUUAGAUUCUACUCUAUCAAAGUUCACUAAUCUCUCAAAUUUGGCACUUUAUUUUGGAAGUAAUAAAAUUAGAGCGAUAGAUACAACAUACUUAGGUUAAGUUUUAGCAAAGUGCACUAAUCUAUCAAAUUUGACACUUUAUCUUGGCGAAAAUCAAAUUUGUGAUGAAGGUGCAUCCGGAUUAGGCUCUGGUUUAGCAUGCUGCGCUAAUCUCAAAAGCUUAACACUUAAUUUCUAUUGUAGUUAAAUUGGUUCAAUUGGUAUAUCAGACUUAAGUUUUGCUUUGACAAAUUGCACUAAUCUCUCAAACUUAGAAAUUUCUGUUGGUUACAAAAUUUCAAAAUUAAAGAAUAAACUAAAAUAAUAAUAAUAAUAAUAAUAAUAAUAAGAAGAAGACAAGUAAGAAUUAAAAGCAAUAAAAUAAAAUAAAAAGCUUUACUAAUUAAUUUCUUACAAUUUUUCCUUAUAACUAACAUAAUGUAUUUUCUUCAAAAAACUGAAUUAAUGUGUGAAAAUUUAACAUUUUAUUUUAUGUAAAAACAAUUUUUUUGUUUUAGAUUAUAAUUUCUUUCAUAAUAUAACAUUAAUUUAAAAAUAUAAAAUGUAAUAAUUAAUUUAUUUAAUGGUAUUUGAUUCUUUUUUUUCUCUUAAUUCACUCAUUUUAAAAUUUUUAACAUUUAGUUUGGUUAUAAAUUAAUUUCUAAUCAUAAUUUCAAAUCUUUUUAUCUUCGUUUGUUUUUUACUCAUAACUAAUGAAAUUUUCUUCAAUAUUUAAAAGUGGUAAUUAAAUUUGUGCUGA
Molecule: messenger RNA, 2206 nt
Organism: Tetrahymena thermophila SB210
Lineage: Eukaryota; Ciliophora; Oligohymenophorea; Hymenostomatida; Tetrahymenidae
Product: transmembrane protein, putative
Exons: 21
Biological process (GO): activation of GTPase activity; nucleocytoplasmic transport
Cellular component (GO): cytosol; perinuclear region of cytoplasm; nucleus
Molecular function (GO): small GTPase binding; GTPase activator activity
Source: RefSeq, a predicted model, not a curated record